AUGACGUCUCCGCGCCGUAGGAUCGAGACCGAUGUCAUGAAGAUGCUCAUGAGCGACUAUGAGGUGACGUUGGUCAACGACAACAGUAUGCAAGAGUUCUACGUUAGGUUCAAGGGACCUGCGGAAACCCCCUUUGAGGGUGGUGUCUGGAAGGUCCACGUCGAACUCCCUGACCAGUAUCCAUACAAAUCCCCGAGCAUCGGCUUCGUCAACCGCAUCUUUCACCCAAAUAUCGACGAGCUGUCGGGGUCGGUCUGCCUGGACGUUAUUAACCAAACCUGGUCGCCAAUGUUUGAUAUGAUCAACAUCUUCGAGGUGUUCCUGCCACAGUUGCUGCGUUACCCGAACCCCACAGACCCGCUCAACGGCGAAGCAGCUGCCUUGCUAAUGAGGGAACCCAAGAGUUACGAUGCCAAGGUUCGAGAAUAUGUCCAGAAGUAUGCUAGCAAGGAGGCACUUGAGGAGGCCGAGAACGAGAGCGAAUCAGACGACGACUUAUCAUCGGUGGGCAGCUUUGACGACGAUGAUGAGGACAAAGAGCAUGACAAGGAGAAGGACGGCGACGAUGAAGAGCAGCCCGCUGGUAAGAUGGAAGAUGUCUAA
Molecule: messenger RNA, 603 nt
Organism: Thermochaetoides thermophila DSM 1495
Lineage: Eukaryota; Fungi; Ascomycota; Sordariomycetes; Sordariales; Chaetomiaceae
Product: putative ubiquitin carrier protein
Exons: 7
Coding region: 1-603 (200 amino acids)
Biological process (GO): ubiquitin-dependent protein catabolic process; protein polyubiquitination
Cellular component (GO): nucleus
Molecular function (GO): ubiquitin conjugating enzyme activity
Source: RefSeq, a predicted model, not a curated record